This is a messenger RNA of Pogonomyrmex barbatus (red harvester ant), 1795 nucleotides long. It is a transcript of the gene Ssl1, whose product is annotated as general transcription factor IIH subunit 2 Ssl1. NCBI's taxonomy places the organism in Eukaryota, Metazoa, Arthropoda, Insecta, Hymenoptera, Formicidae. Gene Ontology annotation, molecular function: zinc ion binding. Gene Ontology annotation, cellular component: transcription factor TFIIH core complex; transcription factor TFIIH holo complex. The record is from RefSeq and is a predicted model, not a curated record. Gene Ontology annotation, biological process: nucleotide-excision repair; regulation of transcription by RNA polymerase II; DNA-templated transcription.
GCUCAUUCAUUUCCUUUCGUCUAUUCGUUAUUUCGGUCGUCUUUAUUUUUAUUUCAAAACAUUCUCAUUGAUUCUCGCCUGUGUCUAUUUUCGAAGUGAUAAACAAUCAUAGCUUUAUAUCAAUGCGAUGAAUGAAUCAACAUGUCAAUAUCGGAUUGAAAGAGAGAAGAGACAAAUUUGAUUUUUUCACGUGUUCAGUUAAAUUACAUUAUCAUUUAGUUGCGGCUUGGUAUCUACAGUAUGAGUUUUAUUUUUAUGUUUAAGGAUUGGAUAGAUUUCUUUCUAAAUCUAAUUUAUAUAGCUUUGUCUUCUUUUUAUGCUUACUUAUCUAUUUUAUUUUAAAUGUAGGAAAGAUGCUAGUGUAACCGUUCAGUGUGUACAUCACUAUACCAGGCAUAAACAUAAAUCUAAAAGGAAUACAUCUAUAUUCUUUUUUUUUUUUGUUACCCAAAAUCCUUGCAGUGAUCUCUUUUGAGAGUUUCCUGCGAGUCAUCAAAACAUAAAUUCUUUUUUGGAAAUAUUUUGUCUUGAUAAAUAAUGGCUGAGGAGGAGUCUGAAGAAAAGGAAUACCGUUGGGAAACUGGUUAUGAAAAGACAUGGGAAGCGAUCAAAGAAGAUGAUCACGGCUUGUUGGAAGCUUCUGUUGCAGAUAUUAUUCAUAAUGCUAAGAGAAAACGUCAGUUGGAAAGAAAACAGGGUGCUAGACUAGGAAUGAUGAGGCAUCUCUAUAUUAUCUUGGAUGCUUCUGAAUCAAUGUUGAAUCAAGAUUUGAAGCCAACUCGGUUUCUAUGUUCACUAAAGCUUCUAGAAGAUUUUAUCGAAGAGUUUUUCUAUCAAAAUCCUAUAAGUCAAUUAGGUAUAAUUAUAACUAGAAAUAAAAGAGCUGAGAAAAUUAGUGAUUUGACUGGUAAUUCAAAGAAACACAUUAAGGAAUUGCAAACGUUGCAACAAACUAUGGUGGGUGGUGAACCUUCCUUGCAAAAUUCUUUGGAAUUAGCUACAAAGUUAUUAAAAUUAUUACCAUCUCACGCAAGUAAAGAAAUAUUAGUAAUUAUAGGAGCUUUGACUACAUGUGAUCCUGGCGAUAUCAACGAAACGAUACGAAAUAUGAAACUGGAUAGUAUUAGAUGUAGUGUGAUAGGAUUAGCCGCUGAACUAUAUAUCUGUAAACGAAUGGCAAAUACCACCGGUGGCGAACAUAGCGUUGCACUUGAUGAUAAGCAUUACAAAGAGCAGUUAAAUGCGCACAUCGAUCCUCCACCUGCUGCAAAACGAUUAGAUGCAGCGUUGGUGAAAAUGGGUUUUCCUCAUCAUGCUUUACAUUCUAGUGCGCCAGAUACAUCUAUAACUGUGUGUAUGUGCCAUGCACAAAAUUCCGAAGAAUCAAUUAAACUUAUGACUACUGGCUAUCUUUGUCCCCAAUGCCUCAGUAAACAUUGCGAACUUCCUGUGGAGUGUAGAGCUUGUGGUCUUACUUUAGUAUCUGCUCCGCAUUUAGCACGAUCAUACCAUUAUCUAUUUCCUGUUGAUCCUUUUAAAGAAGUUGCACUUGAGAGCAAUUUCUCUUUCUGCUUUGGUUGUCAAAAAGCAUUUGUUCAAAAGGAUAAAAAGGUAUAUAUUUGUGGAAAGUGUAAUCAAACGUUUUGUUUAGACUGUGAAAUAUUUAUUCAUGAGAUAUUACACACAUGCCCUGGUUGUGCGGUAAAUCCGGAAUCAUAUAAAAAGUCUGCAGAUAAAUCUUAAAAUAAUGUUUAAUAUUAAUUCUGCCAUCAGCACUGCCAAAGAGCAAUAAAAA